AGUGAUCUGAUACGGACUACACCCUGCCGCUGCCUCACUGCCCUGGCUUUCUUUGCUGCCCCAGCCUUGACGUCGGUGAACGUCGAAGUGUGGGUUACAUUGGAGACUUCAAUUCGUCUGUAGGCUUUUCUCUGAAUUGAAAUUAAUUGGAAACCUUACUUCCAAAGCUGUAGGCAUUUUUAUAUAGCAUCAAUUUCUUGAACAUGUCUUGGCAAAGCUACGUGGAAAACCUGAUGGCCGAUGGCAGCUGUCAGGAUAGCGCCAUUGUUGGGUAUACGGACGCCAAAUAUGUUUGGGCAGCACAUGCCGGUGGUACGUUCAACAAUAUCACGUCUCAAGAAAUCGAUGUCCUUAUUGGUAAGGAUAGAGAGACCUUUUACACCAGCGGUCUCACUCUGGGCUCAAAGAAGUGUUCAGUCCUCAGAGACAGCCUGCAUGAUGACGGGGACUGGACAAUGGACAUCAGGACGAAGAGCCAAGGAGGAGAACCUACAUACAACGUCUCUGUGGGAAGAGCCGGAAAAGUAUUGGUUAUAGUCAUGGGAAAGGAGGCGAUCCAUGGUGGAAAUCUUAACAAGAAAGCACAUUCAAUGGCUGAGUACCUGAGGAAGUCUGGAUAUUAAGCAACCUCUCCAUCCAUUCAUCAACUUAACAGCGCAUUGUGUUGACACUACUUCCAGGAUUAGAUGGCAUACAAUGUUACUUCUUCCCCAGUCUACUUUUAUACACGCCCCCUUUUUUUUUUUGGCUAAACUCUUCAUACACUCCUGUUUUUCUUUUACUUAAACCUUCCCCACCCCUACCAUUGUACUUCAGUGUUGGCACUAAAGUUAUGGCAUGUUAAUUGAAAUGUUUAUUAACCCAAAAUGUGCAAAAAAUGUUAGCAAAGUGUAAUAAAAGUGAAACACAAAAUUGGACUCGCCUUGUAUAACAUUCACCGGUUAAUAAUCCGAGGAGAAGUACACAUGUAAUUGUGCUGACAGUUGCAUAGAUAUGCUUUGUGAGCAUUAUUAAAAGAUGCCAUUUUUGAGGUUGUUUUUUUUUUCAUCAGCAUGUAGGCAUAUAAAGGUUGCAUGCGUACUGUCUCUAGCAUACAAACCCCAGGCCCUUGCCCUUUUUCUGUCCCUGCGUAAUAUUCCAGCCAAAACCAUCUUCUCAUAUCAUCAAGCAUCAGUUUGAAAAAAAAAAAAAAAAACCUUCCUCUGACAAAGUCCUGUGUGUGAACCAAUGCUCCAUCCUCAAGCCCAACUAUUUUUGUUAUCCCCCCCCCCCCAUCACAUGCUUUUGCUGUUGUACCUGAAUGUGGUCUUAAAAAGUUAAUGAUGUGGUGUUGGGCUGUUGUUUGAGUGUAGUUUAAGGUCAGCAUCAAGUUGUCAUGACACUUCAACACACCCGGGAUCCUCAGUGGACAUUCCACCUUUGUGACAGCUCACUCAACUUUUGCUGUACAUUUUUCUGAAAGUCAUCACACAUAAUGUGGAGUUAUUUACCCUCCCCUUUGGACCAAUUGUCAGUAUAAAAGGAUGUUCAGAACUGCUUCAGCUUAUCCUGAUUGAUUGUUGGCAUCGCCUGUUGACUGUAAAUCAUAAAGACGACUCCAGAUGACUGUAAAACAUUUUACUGCUUCCUUAGACUUCAACACUACUUAAAUGUUUCAUCACUAAUUGAUUUGUUGCUAACUUCAUGUCCGUUAACCAAUGAAACAGCAUUGUCAUUUUACUACAGUACGAAUGCAUUUUGACUGUAAAUCCAGGCUGUUGGCCUCCAACACCUUGGAAAUAAUUUGCCUUGUGCUUUAGUCAUCAAAGGUGUAUUCACAAAUUGUCAUAGUACGGUACUUAGAAGUAUAUUUAAAAAAAACAAAAAAAACAAUGCUGUGUACACUAAACAUAUUGAAAAUGGUGUUGGUUGGAAUAAGAACAUUUGUAAGUUGUCUUGUGAAAAUUUUCUGAGAAUAACUGUAUUCUGUGCCAUAAAAUUGAUCUGAUCUGUUGCUACUACGAGUUGGAUUUUUAACUGCUGCCCUGGUAAGAAGUAACUUUUAAUGGCACUUCCCGAAGGGAUAUUUUGGCAUCAGUAAUCUCCAGACUUUGUUGAAUAUGUACAGAAUUAAACAACGGAAAAAGAAAUUUGAAAUAUUUUGUCUUAUUUUUGUUUUUUUUUGAGUUGGAAAAUUUCUUCUGCCACAAAAUCUGCUAUUUCAAAUGCCAUCAAUUGUUGAAGACGUCUUGUUUACAGAUAGAUCAAAUAAAAGUUAUUCCAACCAGA
Molecule: messenger RNA, 2268 nt
Organism: Labrus bergylta (ballan wrasse)
Lineage: Eukaryota; Metazoa; Chordata; Actinopteri; Labriformes; Labridae
Product: profilin-2
Biological process (GO): actin cytoskeleton organization; positive regulation of actin filament bundle assembly; regulation of actin filament polymerization
Cellular component (GO): cytoplasm
Molecular function (GO): actin binding
Source: RefSeq, a predicted model, not a curated record